AUGAUGCACCCAUCACGACAAGCAUACGUGGAGGACGCGGAGCAGCAGCCCUCGGGAAUCGCUCUGGAAGACGUUCCAGAAGACCAUGACUACGAAAUGAACAUGGGCGACGGCGCCCCGCCAGAGAAGGCAUCCGCCAUCCUCAACCAAUUCAACCGAAAACGACUCGCUGCCACGAUUGCUGUCCCGACCGACGAUGGAAGAGUUCGUGCCAAGCUGCGAGAGAUGGGCGAGCCCAUCACCCUGUUCGGCGAAGGGCCAGCCGAUCGCCGAGACCGACUGCGAGAGCUCCUGACGAUUCAGGCGGAGAUGGCUGGGCUCGAGAGCGGCGACAUCACCAUGGAGGAUGCAACCGAGGACGCAGAAGAGGAAGAGCAAGAAGAGGAGUUUUACUCAAGAGGAGGGCCCGAGCUACUAAAGGCUCGCAUUAACAUAGCAGAGUAUUCCCUGCCGCGGGCAAAGCGAAGGACAGCUUUUCAAAAGGCCGAGUCUACAAUACCCCUGCGGACGCAUGUCAAGUUCCGGAAGCAAAUCAAGGAGAGGUUGCAGGCCUUUGAGCUGCAAGGAAGUCAGACCAUUGGCGAGAGGCAUAUCAGCAUGACCAGAUUCUCGCCCAACGGGGAGCUGAUUGCUGUGGGCAACUGGGGUGGUCAAGUGAAGCUCAUCGACACAGAGAACCUUACAGAAAAGAUGAGCUUCCGUGGCCAUACCAACAAGAUCAGCGGAAUUUCGUGGUAUCCCGGGGCCACUUUGCCGGAGAGCGGCGUCUCCCCAGAUUCAGUCAAUCUUGCUUCGGGUGGUGCCGAGGGACUGGUACAUCUUUGGUCAUUGAACCAAGACACCCCCAUCUCCACCUUCAAGGGACACGCGCAGCGAGUUUGCCGAGUAGAGUUCCAUCCAUCUGGCCGGUACCUGGCAUCUGCGUCGGAAGAUACUUCAUGGCGUCUUUGGGACGUGGAGACGAGUGCAGAGCUCCUGCUACAAGAGGGCCACUCUCGCGGUGUCUAUUCCGUUGCCUUUAACACGGAUGGCUCCCUCCUCGCCAGCGCAGGCUUGGACAGCAUUGGCAGGAUAUGGGAUUUACGAUCAGGGCGGACAGUCAUGAUUCUCGAUGGGCAUUUGGAUGGACACAUCAAACCGAUACACGCGUUGGAUUGGAGUCCCGAUGGACACCGAGUCCUGUCCGGCUCGGCCGAUGGAUGGAUCAAGUGCUGGGAUGUUCGAAAGGUGCAAAGGACAGGAGGUAUCGGAGCACACAACAGCGCUGUGUCCGAUAUGCGAUGGUUCAAAGGCCUGGACGACCCCCUCCUCGGCACCCCGCCGGGGCAGGACGAGAAGGGUGCCCAACUGCCCAAGAAGGCUGGCACCUUUUUCAUCUCGAGCGGUUUUGAUCGGGACGUCAAGAUUUUCUCGGCCGACGAUUGGACCCUGGUGCAAACGCUGAGCGGGCACACUGCUCCAGUUGCCAGUGUUGACUAUAGCAGAGACGGAAAAUGGAUUGUGAGUGGAGGACACGACCGCACGGUGAAGCUGUGGGGGAGGAAUGACGGCGAGGCAUUAUAG
Molecule: messenger RNA, 1563 nt
Organism: Trichoderma citrinoviride
Lineage: Eukaryota; Fungi; Ascomycota; Sordariomycetes; Hypocreales; Hypocreaceae
Product: WD40 repeat-like protein
Exons: 1
Coding region: 1-1563 (520 amino acids)
Biological process (GO): mRNA splicing, via spliceosome
Cellular component (GO): U4/U6 x U5 tri-snRNP complex
Molecular function (GO): protein binding; U6 snRNA binding; U4 snRNA binding
Source: RefSeq, a predicted model, not a curated record